AACUACCAAUAAAUCAUGGCGACUGCUUUAGCUGUGGAAGCACCAAGAGGUGGUUUUAACUUUGAAAACUGCCAUCGAAAUGCUAUGCUGGAAGAAAAGGGACUGAAACUGCCAAAAGCAUUAAAAACUGGAACCACAAUUGCUGGAAUUGUUUUCAAGGAUGGAGUUGUUCUUGGUGCUGAUACUCGGGCUACUGAGGAUACAAUUGUCGCUGACAAGAAUUGUGCUAAAAUACACUACAUUGCAGAGAACAUAUACUGCUGUGGUGCGGGGACUGCUGCCGAUACAGAAAUGACCACACAGAUGAUAUCAUCUCAGUUGGCAUUGCAUCGCCUCAGCACUAACCGCAAACCCAGGGUUUGCACAGCCAACAGGCUUCUCAAACAGAAGCUUUACAGGUACCAUGGUUACGUCAGUGCAGCCCUUGUUCUGGGGGGUGUUGACUCCAUGGGGGCUCAUCUCUACAGUGUGUGGCCACAUGGAUCAACAGACAAACUUCCUUACGUGACAAUGGGAUCUGGGAGUCUGGCUGCGAUGGCAAUUUUUGAAGAUCAGUUUAAACCAGAUAUGCCUAGAGAUGAUGCCGUGAAGCUGGUACGAGAUGCUAUAGCUGGUGGCAUCUUCAAUGACCUGGGCUCGGGUAGCAAUAUUGACAUCUGUGUCAUUACAAAGGAUAAAGUGGAGUACCUUCGACCGUUUGACGAGGCCAAUAAGAAGGGAGUGAGGCAAAAUUCAUAUCGUUACAAAAAGGGAACUUCGGCUGUUUUGGAAACUGAAGUGAAGAAAGUUGAGUUUGAGGUGCUUGCAACCGAGGUGACACCCACCGAGAUGGAGACAGAUUGAUGACUGUUCUGUGUUAGUUGUGACAUUCCACAUCACAGUAUUGCAGCUGAGUUCUGUUGUGCAACAUCAGAUGGAACAGGAAUGGACCAUAACUAAAACUAUUUAAAAUUCAUAUAGCUACGCUGCAGAUGUUUGCUGUUGUUUAUUUACCAACAGUAAUUGUAAUUCUUCAUACAUUGGCAUAAUCACCCUACCGUAUUUGUGACAUUAGGUGUUAAAGAAACCCAAAACAUUAAAAAAAAUACGCCCUUUUCUGCAAAAAUAAAUACCCAUACAGGGAAUAUUUUGUUUUUAAAAGUUUGAUUACCAAGCUUAUCAGUUACAAAUUGAUAGGUAACUACUAUUUAAUGUUUUGGAAUUUUGUAGUGAUCUCUAAAACGCAUUAAUUUAAAGCAAUUUGUUUUUUCUGGUCAGUAUGCAUUUUUGAUAGACGUGGCAUUGAAUCAAGAACAAAAAGGGCAAGACAUACUGUAGAUAGGUAGGUAGAACUGGGCUGGGGUCAGCAAACCAAGCAGGAAAACCCGGGCUAGCUCUGGCACUCCCCAAAUUCACCAAUUGUGAAUUUUAAAAACAACUGGCAAAUUUGUUUUUCAUUUGGCGAAAGAAUUUCAUGUAUUAAUUGAUAUUUUAUUACAAAAUAACUGGGUAUCUAUAAAAUUUGGAAGUUUAAUAUAUAAUUUGGCAAACUUUUCUGCUGAUCCAGAGUUAGCCCAGAAAAUGUCCACUAGACUGGUUAAUGCGCUUCAUGGUAAACCAACUGGGCACAUCAAGAACCAGUCAAAUAGUUUUGAACGUUAGUGAAACGGCUGGCUGUACUUUAGGCUGGUUUAAUGUGCUUACCUCCAGUUAUGGUUCCAAUUUAUAUAAUUUGGACAUACUGUAUUUGGGGUGAACUUGUUUUUAAUGAUUUUUCAAAGAGCAACACCGUAAUCUGAUGUAUGCUACUAAUUUUUGUUGUUUUUGAAUGAGUUUUUCCUUUACUCUGAAUAUCAAUUAUCUAAAAUGUCGAUAAACACUGAUAUUUCUGAAUUUAAAAGUUGUAUUUUAAAUUAAUCUUACAUAUUCGUUUGUCAUAGCAGAAAAUAAUAAAGGUUUCAUUAAUUAUAUCACUGCUUUUGUCAACAUUGUUCAGCAGAUGUGGAAAUGUUUAUGCCGACUUAAAGUUGUAUUUAGAACAUCUUAGUGUUGGUAACAAAUUCACUUGUAGUGUGACCUAAAAUUGUCUUUUAUUACAGAUCAAACAUUUGCUGCUGUGAGCUUGGUAUCAUUGUCAGUCACUUCAUCCUUAAUAAUAUUCUUAUUGAAAGAAAUAAGGGAACGUGGAAUUUUAGAUAAACACAAUUCAUUACAAACGUACUUAUGUCUGUAUAGAAUACAAAGAUAUAAUGUGCCAUGUGAUUGAAUGUAACUAAUAUGGGGUUGAAUGUCAGUAAGAUGGUUAGCAGCUUGAUGCUAUGGCUGAGGAUUUUUUAUGGUUGCAGUCAAUAUUUGCUGUUACUACUUGGUGUGUUCCCUUAUUUCUUUCCAUCACUAUAUGUUCAUAUCUUUGUUCUGUUGGAGUCCAAGCAAUCUAUUAAAGGUGGUUUUCAAAUUUA
This is a messenger RNA of Gigantopelta aegis, 2438 nucleotides long. RefSeq names its product proteasome subunit beta type-7-like. Gene Ontology annotation, cellular component: proteasome core complex. The transcript has 8 exons. The coding region runs from base 16 to 843 and encodes 275 amino acids. NCBI's taxonomy places the organism in Eukaryota, Metazoa, Mollusca, Gastropoda, Neomphalida, Peltospiridae. Gene Ontology annotation, molecular function: threonine-type endopeptidase activity. The record is from RefSeq and is a predicted model, not a curated record.